Molecule: messenger RNA, 861 nt
Organism: Cloeon dipterum
Lineage: Eukaryota; Metazoa; Arthropoda; Insecta; Ephemeroptera; Baetidae
Gene: CHOp24
Product: CHOp24
Exons: 4
Coding region: 203-802 (199 amino acids)
Biological process (GO): intracellular protein transport; endoplasmic reticulum to Golgi vesicle-mediated transport; Golgi organization
Cellular component (GO): endoplasmic reticulum; endoplasmic reticulum-Golgi intermediate compartment; Golgi apparatus
Source: RefSeq, a predicted model, not a curated record
UCGUACCGGUUUUUACCCAGAAAAUGUACACGUCUCUAAAUUUCAAUGAUGACAUCUACCGCCGAGAAAGAAAACUAAUAAUCACCCACAGCAUUGUUAUUGUACAAGUUUCUCCCUUAAUUUUGUAAAUUUCUCGGUAUUUCACAGGCUAUCAGUCAGCCUUGGGGCGAAAAUUCGAGUCGGCUGACGUGGCUUGGUGGUGAUGUGGGUCCCGGCCCUUCUUGUGGUGGCCGCCCUUAGCGGGGCAGCUGAGGCCUAUUUUAUCACGGUUGAUGCUCAUGCAGAGGAAUGCUUUUUCGACAAGGUUGAAGCUGGCACCAAAAUGGGUCUCAUGUUUGAAAUCGCCGAGGGUGGAUUUCUGGACAUUGACGUCAAAAUUGUGGGACCAGAUGGAAGGGUGAUCUACCAGGGUGAACGAGAGACGAGUGGAAAAUACACCUUCGCCGCCCACGUGACUGGAGUCUAUACUUACUGCUUCAGCAACCAGAUGAGCACCAUGACUCCCAAGGUGGUGCUCUUCAAUAUGGACAUUGGUGAAGCACCUAAAGAAGCUUCCGAAGACACAGAUGCACACCACAACAAGCUAGAUGAUAUGAUUAGGGAGCUCAGCAGCACACUCACUGGUGUGAAGCAUGAGCAGGAAUAUAUGCAGGUACGUGAUCGAAUUCACCGCAGCAUUAACGAGAGCACAAACUCAAGAGUCGUGAUGUGGAGCUUCUUUGAAGCGCUUGUUCUUGUAGCUAUGACUCUUGGUCAGGUCCUCUACCUCAAGCGAUUCUUCGAGGUCAGAAGAGUGGUCUAAAAGACUUCCCAUCUUUGUAUUACUGAAUAAACUAAUGCCUUGUUGUUUUGAUUCAUAAA